AUGUUUACAACGAAGGAGUUUCGUAAAUUAUUGCUUGAAAUUCAAGAUAAACUGACGGAUGAGGAUAAGGAUAACUUUUGUUUUGCGAUUGCUGACGACGUUCCAAAAAAUUUACUCAAAAGCCCGUUAAUAAAAAUUUUUGAAGCUCUAAUCGAACGGAACAAGUUAGGACCUGAUAAUCUUACUCGGUUGAUCGAAGUGCUCGAAUGUAUAUAUAGAGAAGAUUUAGUGUAUGAUAUAAAUAAAAAAAUUGGAGCUUUAUCAGCAGCACCAAUUCAAACUCUUGAAACGGCUUCUUUACAACCACAUGUAAUACAACCACAAUUAAACGCACGUCUGUUUUAUGAACUACUAGCAGAUCAAGACAAAGACACACUUCAUCAGACCGAUGAUGCUGUUUUACCUGUGGAAGAAGAUCAACAACAACAACAACAUUCAGUUGAUGUUUCACGAUAUUCAGAUGCGAACGAGAUACCAUUAAAUUAUGAUGAGAUUGAUUUACAAAUGUUUGAAUCAGAUACAUGGACUGACGAAUUUUUACAACAAAUAAAUAUUAAAAUACGUCCAUAUAAUUAUCAAAUUGAAUUAAUUCAAAGCGCUAUUAAAGCCCAAAAUACAUUAAUUUGUCUUCGUACGGGAGCUGGCAAAACUUACGUAUCAGCAAUAUUAUUAAAAUAUUACUUUAUUAAAAAAAUGAAAACAAAUCCUGGAAAAUUUUUAUCAUUUUUUUUCGUUCCACGUCGAUCGAUUCUUAGACAACAAGCUGAUGCAUUGCGAACCGUUCAAAAUUUGCGUAUAGUAGUGUGUGAUGAGGAUAGCGAAGUGAAAAAAUAUGUUCCAGCAAAUUAUGACGUCAUCGUCUGUACACCACAGAAGUUAGUCAAUUGUUUGAAAGACAAGGCUAUUUCGUUAAAUGAUGUGGAUAUGAUGAUAUUCGAUGAAUGUCACAACAGUGUAAAAAAUCAUCCUUAUUGUCAGAUUAUGCAAUAUUUAUUAUGUUCGCAAAAUUUUUCAUUAUUUCCACGUAUUGAACGACCACCCAUAAUUCUCGGUUUGACAGCAUCGAUCGGUCUUCGUGGAUCUAGUAAUCUACCGGUGAUACACAAUCUUGUUGUUUUGUGUGCAACACUAAAUUGUCUAACAAUAUGUGCUGUAACAAAACCAUCUAAUGAACAAGAAUUAAAAGAACGAAUUAGUUAUCCAACUGAUGAUGAGAUAUUCGCUGUUGAUAGUGGUAUAAUUGAUGAAAAGUUAAGUAGAGAUAUGAAAAAUUUGAUAUGCAGUAUAUUUAAUCAUCAUAAUCCAUCAAAAUUAUAUCCUGAUAAAGAUGUUGGUGCAAAUGGUUAUGAACAAAAUAUCGUUUUGAUGCAACAGACAGCACAAAAACUACAAGACUUUCCAUCUGUAAUUAUGUUAACUUAUGUAAUUGCUUUAUCGAGACGUUUACAAGCCUUAUACGAUUUACCAUCGAAUUUAGUUUUAAGUGAUCUAAAUGAACACUUUGAUAUUUUUUAUAAGAAGAAAGAAGAUCCAAUACAACUAGAUACCGAUAUAUACAAUCGAUGUAAACGUAUGUUUGAUGAAAAAUUGAAGAGCUUAGCAAGAUCAGCAAAAAUUUUGACAAAUCCAAAAUUAGAUGUAGUUAUUAAUUUGUUAGUAAAACAUGCAACGAAUCCAGAUAGCCGAGGUUUAAUUCUGGUUCAACGAACGUUUUAUGCAAAAAAAAUAAGUGAUUACCUCAAAGGACAUCCACAAAUAGAAAAUAUUAUUCGUCCAGAUUGGCUUGUGGGCCAGAGUAGUAGCGAUUAUACAAAAACGUCGAAUGAACAAGAUUUAACACUUAAAAAUUUUCGUGAUGGAAAAUGCAAUGUGAUGGUAUCGACAGAUGUUGUACAAGAGGGACUGGAUGUUGCACAGUGUUCAUACGUUAUACGUUAUGAAUUUGUUUCUGAUGAAAUUGGUACAGUACAAGCACGAGGACGUGCAAGAGCAAAAGAUAGUUCUUAUUAUUUGAUAACUACAAAAGAAUCUCCUAAUCAUGAGAAAGAAAAAGGAAAUCGUGCACGAGAAUUAGAAAUGAUGGAUGCAUUAGAAAAAUGGAAAAAGAUGGAAUUUGAAGAAUUUAAAGGAAAAAUUUUAGUACAGCAAGAGCAACUUGUAGGAAGUUGGCUAGACACAUUAAAUAAAAGUUUAACUCGAUUACAAAUGCAAAAAUCGUCAUCUCUAGAUGGUACAAUUCAAUGUCGUUUUUGCGGUCAUAUACUAGGAGAAUUAGCGUGGUUACGAACACGUGGUACAAUGUAUUUAGUUUAUAAUCCAUUAUUUUUGGAAAAAAUUGAAUUUAGUCAAAGAGAACAACCAUUGAUAAAAAAAGAAAUCAAAAUAAAUGGAAAAGCGUUAUGCGGUAAUAAAGAAUGUCGAGUAGAGUUGGGUGGUUUGCAAAAUUUACUUGAUCGUCCUGAUCUUGGUGAAAUGUGUGCAUUACGCUGUGAAGCAAUCAAAAUUAAUGUUAUAGAAAAUGGUGAGGAACAAAUUAUACUGACGAAAAAAUGGAGUGAUUUACCAAUUUCAGUACCUCCUCUUGAAACCUUUUAUGAUAGAAAUGGUAUAAAUGUUGAUCAUAUAUGCAAAUUGUUAGAAAAUAGUCCACGUCAUAAAGAUGCAUUUAUUACAUGGAUAACGUCAUUAAAAAAUAUAUCAAAACGAGCAACAUUAAAACAAAUUUUUGAUGAGUUAGAUAAACGAAAUGCUUUCAAUAGAGACCCAAACGUAUUAGACACAAUAUUCAAAGGUAUUGGACGAUAUGAUUUAGCUCAAUUAUCAAGUCCUAAACCGCCGGAUGAAUGUUCUGUUAGUGAUAUCGAAUGUUUUAAGAUAAGACAUCCUGAACCAGAGAAAUCGUCUGAAGUACCUGAAAGAUAUCUGACAGGACCAGAAGCAGAAACGUUGCACAGUUAG
Molecule: messenger RNA, 2958 nt
Organism: Didymodactylos carnosus
Lineage: Eukaryota; Metazoa; Rotifera; Eurotatoria; Philodinida; Philodinidae
Source: the annotation of a GenBank genome assembly